Molecule: messenger RNA, 1085 nt
Organism: Marasmius oreades (fairy-ring Marasmius)
Lineage: Eukaryota; Fungi; Basidiomycota; Agaricomycetes; Agaricales; Marasmiaceae
Exons: 9
Coding region: 48-839 (263 amino acids)
Biological process (GO): endocytosis; actin filament organization; actin cortical patch localization
Cellular component (GO): Rvs161p-Rvs167p complex; medial cortex; mating projection tip
Molecular function (GO): protein binding; lipid binding
Source: RefSeq, a predicted model, not a curated record
GCACACAUCCUACCGACCUACCUUCUGGUCAACAUUGAAGUGCAACUAUGAGUUGGUCAGGUUUCAAAAAGUCCGUUAAUCGAGCUGGCACUACACUCCUACAAAAGACCGGUCAGAUUGAGAGAACGGUAGAUAGGGAGUUCACAGAGGAAGAAGCUAAGUACAGAAUAUUCGAGAAGGAGUGUCAGGCAUUACAGAAAGAUGGCAAGGCAUACUGGGACUCAAUGCGAGCGAUGACUGCGGCACAGGCCCGAAUUGCGGAGACGAUAGAGAUGUUUUAUGGUGCUGCAGAUCAGACAUCAGAGGGUGCCAUGGCUGCACACGCGUACAAACGGGCCGUAGAUGAUCUGGAUGGUGGAUUUGGCCGCGAACUGGAUCUGCCAUAUCGUACAGCCAUGUCAGAACCUUUAGGAAAGAUGUGCGCAUAUUUCCCUGUUGUCAACGAGCAUAUCAUGAAGCGUAACAAGAAGCUUCUGGAUUACGAUGCAGCAAGAAGCAGGCUCAGAAAACUAGUCGACAAGCCGAGUGAGGAUCCUACAAAGUUGCCUAGAGCGCAGCAAGAACACGAUGAGGCCAAAGAAGUGUUCGACACGCUCAACGAUCAACUCGUCACCGAACUCCCGCAACUUCUGGAUCUGCGAGUACCUUACUUCGAUCCCAGUUUCGAAGCGAUGAUUCGGAUGCAAGCCAAGUUUGCAGAGGAAGGAUAUGAGAAAUUGAGCGGGGUGCAGCGGUAUUUCAGUGAUAGCGUUAGGGAUGAUUACGCUGCGGGACAGUUGGAUGCACAGGUGGAAGGUGUUUUACAGGAGAUGAGAGAACUAUCGAUCUGUGGCGCAUAAUCCUUGGCAUGUACCAUCUUUUGGAUGUAAGAGCUUGUAGACUGCUGUGGUUGUAAUUCCUCGUUCUUUACUCUUCUAUCUUACUGCGAAAACUCAUUUCGGAGGCCGCGGCUCAACCGAGGAUAAUUAUGUCUGUACUUCGAGGCUAUGGCGACGAACCUAGAGGCAUUGUGUUUGUAGAUCCUUGUGGGUCCUUGAUGUCAAGUAUUGUUCACAAGUACAACUCGGACAAACGAAUAGUGCGCC